Messenger RNA from Rhagoletis pomonella (apple maggot), 1221 nucleotides. It is a transcript of the gene Tcs1, whose product is annotated as yrdC domain-containing protein, mitochondrial. The record is from RefSeq and is a predicted model, not a curated record. Gene Ontology annotation, cellular component: cytoplasm. The transcript has a single exon. Lineage: Eukaryota; Metazoa; Arthropoda; Insecta; Diptera; Tephritidae. Gene Ontology annotation, molecular function: nucleotidyltransferase activity; tRNA binding; double-stranded RNA binding. Bases 29 to 799 code for a protein of 256 amino acids. Gene Ontology annotation, biological process: regulation of translational fidelity.
GUUAUAGGCUUUAUCAAAAUCAAGUCAUAUGCGCAUUGUUGCAAAGUUUAAAACACUUUUGGAUGCCUAUCGGCAUCCAUGGUACCUACUCCUUUUUUCGACGUACUACUCUAAAAUGCUUCCAGCUUUACGGGGAAAGGUCUUCGACGUGCUAGACCCCAGGGCUUUAAAUGCUGCUCGCCACUGUCUAUUUAACGGAGAGAUUAUCGCUUUGCCCACGGAUACUGUGUAUGGUCUAGCGUGUAAUGCAAAUAACGAGGAAGCCAUACAACGACUAUAUGAAAUAAAAGGACGUGAUUGUUAUAAACCAGUUGCGAUUUGUGUAAAAAAUGUGGAAGCUUUUCGCCUCUAUGGGAAAUCGGACCAUUUAAAUGAUUCCCUCUUACAGCUCUUGCUACCGGGCCCAAUUACUAUAAUUAUCGAACGUUCACCACAUCUAAGUAAUCGGUUUCUAAAUCCGAAUACCACAAAGAUUGGUAUACGUAUUCCUAGAUGUAAAUUUAUACAGGACCUAUGUUUAUUAUUUGGUGAACAACCACUUGCUUUAACAAGCGCCAACAGAUCGGCUGAACGCAGUAGUUUAAAUAUAAAAGAAUUCGAAUUCUUAUGGCCUAAACUUGGAGGGAUUUUUGAUGCGGGACAGAUAGGCCUAACUGAAGAACGUCGGUCUGCGUCGACUGUGAUAGAUUUAUCCCAACCUGGACUUUACAAAAUAGUAAGAGAAGGCGUAGCUCUUAAGUACACUAUGGAUGUAUUACACAAAUUUAACAUAAAAUCAAUGGCUUCGAAAAUAGUGUGAAUAAAAAUACUUAAGUUAAAAAAAUAUCAGAUUUUAAUAUUUCUAAAAUUUCCGAUAUUCAAUGUUUACAAAAUGAAUCAAUCAGUAUCUUGAAAAUUUAAAAUGAUGUACAUACAUACAUAAAAUCCCACGCCUCAAAAGCACUGCAAACCAAAGUUCCCGAAAUCUUAACGAAAUUUUUAGGAGUAUCUCAUUUCUGUAGCGAUUUUCCUACCAACCUUUAAAGAAAAUUAUAUGAAGUGGUUGGUUCGUAAAGAAUUUCUGCACGAAAAAUAAAGAAAUUCUGAAAAAAAUCUGCAAGAAAUUCUUCACUGCAACAUUAUUUGCACUGCCUUACCGAUUUUCUUUCAGUUUACAAAAAUCGGAUGAGAUCUUUGCCAAUUCUUUAAAAUUUCUCUACAAUUCAGAAUACUCUGAAAAAA